CCCAGGGGGCCGAGCGGGCGGGCUGCUGAGGUGGCUGUCGCCCGCUCGGAACUGCGGCUUCCCGGUCGAGCCGCCCCCUGCUCCCGGAUGGAGGCCGAAGCCGUAGAUUCCCCUCCGGGCCGGGUCGAGGCGGCCCUCAGCUGCUUCUCUUUCAACCAAGACUGCACAUCCCUAGCAAUUGGAACCAAAACCGGUUAUAAGCUGUUUUCUUUGAGCUCUGUAGAGCGGCUGGACCAAGUCCACGGAAGCAAUGAAAUCCCUGAUGUGUACAUCGUGGAACGCCUCUUCUCCAGCAGCCUGGUGGUGGUGGUCAGUCACACGAAGCCACGCCAGAUGAAUGUGUACCACUUCAAGAAAGGCACUGAAAUCUGUAAUUAUAGCUACUCCAGCAACAUCUUGUCCAUACGGCUGAACCGGCAGAGGCUGCUGGUAUGCCUGGGAGAGUCCAUUUACAUCCACAACAUCAAAGACAUGAAGCUGCUAGAGACGCUCCUGGACAUCCCCGCAAACCCAACAGGUCUGUGCGCCCUCUCUAUCAACCAUUCCAACUCCUACCUGGCCUACCCUGGAAGCCUGACCACAGGCGAGAUUGUGCUUUAUGAUGGAAUCUCCCUGAAAACAGUGUGCACCAUCGCUGCCCACGAGGGGGCGCUGGCCGCCAUCACCUUCAACUCCUCGGGCUCCAAGCUAGCAAGUGCGUCUCAGAAAGGCACAGUCAUCCGGGUGUUCUCUGUACCUGAUGGGCAAAAGCUGUAUGAGUUUCGGAGAGGAAUGAAAAGGUACGUGACAAUCAGCUCUCUGGUUUUCAGCAUGGACUCCCAGUUCCUGUGUGCCUCUAGCAACACAGAGACGGUGCACAUCUUCAGGCUGGAGCACCUCACCACCAGCCGUCCAGAAGAAGCUUCGACCUGGAGCGGCUACAUGGGAAAGAUGUUCAUGGCUGCUACCAACUACCUCCCCGCCCAGGUGUCGGACAUGAUGAACCAGGACAGGGCCUUUGCCACGGCCCGCUUGAACUUCUCCGGGCAGAGGAACAUCUGCACCCUCUCCACGAUCCAGAAGUUGCCAAGGCUGCUGGUCGCCUCCUCUGAUGGACACCUGUACAUCUACAAUUUGGACCCUCAGGAUGGAGGAGAAUGUGUCUUGAUCAAAACCCACAGCCUGCUGGGCUCAGGAGCGACAGAAGAGAGCAAAGAAAAUGACCUCAGGCCUCCCUUACCUCAGUCUUACGCAGCAACUGUAGCAAGACCAAGCACAUCCACAGCCUCCACGGUGCCAGGUUACUCUGAGGAUGGCGGGGCGCUCCGCGGAGAGGUUAUUCCGGAACACGAGUUUGCCACGGGACCAGUGUGUCUAGAUGAUGAGACUGAAUUCCCCCCUGAACUGAGCACUUCCAGGUCAGACACAGUGGAGACAAAUGUGGCUGUCCUGCUCUCAUUCAGAUGCUCACAGACAGUUUUCACAAUUUUGGUACAAGUCUCAGCCUGCUAUGAAAGAUGGUUAGAUUACAAAUUAGAUUCUUCGUUGUAAGCAGAGCAGCCCUUACUACUACUUGCAUUUACAGAAUAAGGGUGAUUUGGCCAUUGGCAUUUAAGAAGUAAUCUCUUGCCAAAGAAAACUUGUAUUAUAAAAUAAUAGGUACCCUAAGUAGACCAUUUGCCUACAGAGGUGGAGCAAGAAUUGGGGAUGCUUAGUUUAAGAACUGGGGUCCUGGGGUGUGGAUUAGCAGUAAAGUAUUUGUCUAACGUGUGAGAAGCCCUGGUCCCCUCCUCAGCACCACACACUCGUAAACACACACACACACACACACACACACACACACACACACACAUACAAGCCAGUUGUCCAAUCUCCUUUUAAGGACCAAAUGAAUGGAAGUUGGUUUAAACUGCACUAGGAAUUGUCACGUGGGCUAGUAUGCGUGAGUCUCUGUGUUCAGUCCCCAGCCCCGUCACUAAUAUUAACCUUGUCAGCAAAAGUCCUCUAGGGCAGACCAAGGAUGUAGACUGACUUUUUUUUUUUUGCAGCCAUCUAGCAAUCCAUGUUUACAAGUGAGAUAAACGGUUUUAAGAAAAUGCACACAUGUGCAUAUGCACACAUGUACACACAGUUCCUACGUAGUCAGUAUUUCGAAGAUGUGCCAUAAUCAUCUACUCCUGCAUAAUAAGAUGGGUGGACUUUCUGUGGCCAUCAGUGAGGGUCGGUCUGUGGACGGACACAAGCCCCACGGCGCCCAGCCGCUGACCCGCGUGGCGCAGGCCCGUGGGUGACACGGUGAGCCCCCCAGCCUCUUCCUGGGAAGAGUAAGGCCGCUCUGUUUUGAUUCCGGUAGAUAAUGUUGUGCCGCGGAAGUCAGAAGGGCAAAACGAAGCAGUCAUGACGAGAAGCACACCUGUCAGGUGGUUUUGGAGAAAACCAGGAAGGUGGAAGAAUGGAGUGCGAUUGUGAGAGCAGAAAGGGGGGCAGGAGUCCGGGGUGCCGCGCUGCCCAAGCCACAGGACAUGGUGAACUCCUCGCGGAGUCCCCUCCACCCUGGCUACCAGUGGGCGUGGGGGGGCAUAAUACUCACAUCGUUCUAUUUAAAAUACUUUAAAACCACAGUGGAAAUGCUAACUAACCAUAUUGGUAUAUAACCGGAAUUUUAUAUUUAAAAAAAAGGCAUCCUUGUCAAACGUAUGCCGUGUAAAAAUGUACUUAGAGGAAAAUCUCUGAAUUGUAUUUCUUGUAUAUUGCAAACAGAGAGACUGUUUUAGCCAAGCAAAGUAUUUUUGCAGUAUUUGGAAUAAAUCAUUUAUUACCUUUGAGUCCCACUUGGGACACUUAAUUAUUAAAUAAAAUCAUGGCAACAUA
This is a messenger RNA of Jaculus jaculus (lesser Egyptian jerboa), 2850 nucleotides long. It is a transcript of the gene Wipi1, whose product is annotated as WD repeat domain, phosphoinositide interacting 1. Gene Ontology annotation, cellular component: extrinsic component of membrane; phagophore assembly site membrane; cytosol. Gene Ontology annotation, biological process: protein lipidation; autophagy of mitochondrion; protein localization to phagophore assembly site. The transcript has 13 exons. Gene Ontology annotation, molecular function: protein binding; phosphatidylinositol-3-phosphate binding; phosphatidylinositol-3,5-bisphosphate binding. The coding region runs from base 88 to 1530 and encodes 480 amino acids. NCBI's taxonomy places the organism in Eukaryota, Metazoa, Chordata, Mammalia, Rodentia, Dipodidae. The record is from RefSeq and is a predicted model, not a curated record.